UGUAGAUUGGUGAUAUAUAGAUACACUAAUUACUGGCACUUGCACAAUAAGCUAGCUGUACUCCCAGAAGGAGUGUACAACUUGGUUCUAUUCAGUUGAGAAUGGAUAAGAGUUGGAUGCGAGCAGCAAGGUCUUCCGUCGAGUAUUCUGAAGGAACUACCAACUUCAUAAAUUUUUCUUUUCGUACGUCAGCAAAAAACAGCAGGAUUCUCUGCCCUUGCAAGAUAUGUGCAAACUCUCGCUGGUUAGGUGAACUUGAAGUCUAUGAUCAUUUGAUUUAUGAUGGAUUCAUGGUUGGAUAUACCACAUGGAUUCAUCAUGGAGAAACUAUGCGGCCCUCUGAAACAACUUCAGGUCCUAGUUCACAGUUUGAAGAAUAUGUUGAUAGUGAUGAGAUGGAUGAGAUGCUACUGGAAGGAUUUGGGAUGUACGAUACUCGUACUUUAGGAGAGGAGCAAGAAUCUGAAGAUGAUUUGGACGACGAUGCUGAAGAAUACUACAGAUUAGUUAAUGAUGGACGCCAAGAGCUGUACCCGGGUUGCAAAAGAUUCUCGAAGCUGCAAUUUUUGGUGAGGUUGCUUCACGUCAAGAAUAUGAGGGGAAUGAGCAAUGUCUGCUUUGAUGAGGUAUUGACACUAAUUAAGGAAGCACUUCCAGAAGGUCAUGCCUUGCCCAAAAAUUUUCAUGGGGCCAAAAAGUUUGUGAGAGCCAUUGGUAUUGGAUAUGACAGUAUAGAUGCAUGCAAAAAUGAUUGCAUUCUAUUUAGGAAGGAACAUGAUGAUGCCAUAUCAUGUCCAGUGUGUGGCACAAGUAGAUGGAAGAGCGUAAAUACUGGAGUUGAUGGAAGGCGUGUCCACAAGGUGCCUCAAAAGGUGGUUCGCCAUUUCCCGCUAAAGAAGAGACUCCAAAGGUUGUUCGCUUCUACAAAGACAGCAUCAGAUAUGAGGUGGCACAGCGAAGGCCGCACAAAGGAUGGCUUGAUACGACACCCAGCAGAUUCACCUGCAUGGAAACACUUCGAUGCUACUCAUGAAGACUUCAGUUCAGAAGUUUGCAACAUUAGACUUGGAUUGGGAGCUGAUGCUUUUAACCCUUUUGGAAAUACGAAUCUCUCAUAUAGCAUAUGGCCCAUCAUCUUGAUCCCCUACAACCUUCCACCAUGGAUUUGUAUGAAGCAAUCAAACUUUAUCCUCUUUGUCAUCAUCCCUGGUAAAAAAUCUCCAGGAAAAGACAUGGAUGUCUACAUGCAGCUGACCAUAGAUGAUCUUUUGGAGCUUUGGAAUGAUGGAGUCUAGACUUAUGA
Messenger RNA from Hordeum vulgare subsp. vulgare (domesticated barley), 1303 nucleotides. RefSeq lists its product as uncharacterized. The coding region runs from base 102 to 1295 and encodes 397 amino acids. Lineage: Eukaryota; Viridiplantae; Streptophyta; Magnoliopsida; Poales; Poaceae. The record is from RefSeq and is a predicted model, not a curated record. The transcript has a single exon.